AUGGGAACGGUUGUUUCGGAAACCCAAACAGCGUUUGUAAAUAAUAGACAGAUUCUUGAUGGUAUUUUGAUUGCUAAUGAGGUGGUAGAUGAGGCUAGAAAGGCUAAGAAGGAAUUGAUGCUAUUUAAAGUUGACUUUGAGAAAGCUUAUGAUUCGGUUGAUUGGGGAUAUCUGGUUGCGGUUAUGAAAAAAAUGGAGUUCCCAGUGCUUUGGAGAAAGUGGAUAAAGGAAUGUGUGACAACGGCGACGGCUUCAAUUUUAGUUAAUGGUAGCCCUACAGAAGAGUUCCCUUUGCAACGGGGGUUACGUCAAGGAGACCCUCUUUCUCCGUUUCUGUUUUUGUUAGCUGCGGAGGGGAUGAAUGUGUUGAUGUCGUCUGUGGUGGGGAAUAAUCUGUUUACAGGAUACACGGUGGGCUCCUCUAAUCCAACCGUUGUGUCUCAUUUACAAUUUGCAGAUGACACUUAG
Medicago truncatula (barrel medic) is the source of this 468-nucleotide messenger RNA. Its product is annotated as secreted RxLR effector protein 78-like. Lineage: Eukaryota; Viridiplantae; Streptophyta; Magnoliopsida; Fabales; Fabaceae. Bases 1 to 468 code for a protein of 155 amino acids. The record is from RefSeq and is a predicted model, not a curated record. The transcript has a single exon.